Molecule: messenger RNA, 2885 nt
Organism: Prinia subflava (tawny-flanked prinia)
Lineage: Eukaryota; Metazoa; Chordata; Aves; Passeriformes; Cisticolidae
Gene: TRARG1
Product: trafficking regulator of GLUT4 (SLC2A4) 1
Exons: 3
Coding region: 110-640 (176 amino acids)
Cellular component (GO): membrane
Source: RefSeq, a predicted model, not a curated record
GGGGCCGAGCCGGGCUGGCCCCUCCUCCGGCUCGGCCUCCCGCGGGGCGGCGGGCCCCGAGCGCAGAGCGGCGGCGGCGGGGCGCUGCCGGAGCCCGCUCCGCCGGGCCAUGGCCAGCACCGGCUCCGCGCCCGGGGGCGCGGGCCCGGGCUCGGGCACUGCGCUGCCCACCCGCUUCCAGGAGACAGAGAAGCUGCUGUCGGCGACAGAGGGCCGCGAGGAGAAGGGCCUCCGCGGCUCCAAAUCCUUCACGGCAGCCUUGCCCGGCGAGACGGAGCGCAACGGGCACGGGCUCGGCUACAAGUCGGUGUCGGUCGGGCACCUGGAGGCGCCGCCGCUGUCGCCGUCCCGGCUGAGCCUGGGCAGAGCCUCGUCCACGGCCACCAGCACGGCGGCCCCGGAGCAGGGCCGCCCGCGGGACUACCUGGUGCUCGCCAUCUUCUCCUGCUUCUGCCCCGUCUGGCCCCUCAACAUCGUGGCCCUCGUCUUCUCCAUCAUGUCGAGGAACAGCGGCCAGCAAGGGGACACGGACGGCGCCCGGCGGCUGGGACGCAUGGCCAGGCUGCUCAGCAUCGUCUCCAUCGUGCUGGGGACCAUCAUCAUCGUGCUCUACAUCUCACUCAGCGUCAGAGUUUCCUAGAAGACGUUUCAGCAUGCAAAUACCUUGAAGAGGAGGAAGACAACUUUCCUUUUGGGGUUUUUACUUUCAGCCUUGCAACAAAACAAAACAAAAAUUGUCACAGUGUAGGUGGGCAGCCCUAGACAGUCUGCUCUGGAGCGCCGUCGGAAGGAACGCAUGCUUCAAUCCACCGCCUCUUGGGAGUGAGCCUGUGCCAGGGAUGGGAUAAAAAUCACCCUGAGUAGGAAUGGGAGAGGCCACGAGGAGAGGAGAAGGGGGAAAUCCACUACCUCAUUCCCCUCCAGCAGAACUCACGGAGUGGGGAGACAACUAAAGUGCAAGAGGAGGAGAGAGUCUCCAGGACGAAGCUGGCUUGGGAAGGAAAAUACAAGGCGAGAAGGGGAUGUUUUGAGGAGUCCUCCUGAGAAUUUUGGCACAAGUCACUGGAUUUUUGGGGGGUUGUUGGUUUUUAAAUCGUCAAGUUGUCCAUCUCUACAAGAAAAACAAACAAACAAAACAAAAAACAACAAAACAAAGCUCAAACUGCCAUCAGGAGCUGAGAGCUGUUCCACGGAGGAGGAGGGAGAGCAGAGCUGCAGCAGGACCACGGCUCUGCUCCGAACGAAACGAAACGCAGCUGCCAAAGCUGGAGGAUGUGGUGGGUGCUUUUGUAUUUUUGAUGAAAAAAAAAAGAAAAAAAAAAGAAAAAAAAAAAAAAAGAGACAAUGACCAUUUGCAUGCCUUUGGGAAUGUUCUCCAUGUCUGUUCCUACGAGCUCUUUUAUCACUUAGGGCAGAGCUGGCAGAGCAGGAUGUUGCUGCAUGAGAACCCCAGGCUCCUCCUCACCCCCAUCCCAUGGUGGGCUUUUUAAUGGAAGGCAAAAUCAGGCAUUCCCUGUGAGGCCACACAUUUCUCUGUGCACCCAAAGGGAGGUCAGCACCCCUGGCACCGAGACAAGAGCCUGGUUAAUGCCCAACAGCAGCACCAAGGCACGGGGAUCCCGUUCCCCCCUCACACCCCGAUGUGGCUUCAGCGUGAUCCAGCCCCCACCACUGCCAGUGCUCAUCCCCCCGACCCUCUGGGGCUUCAGCUUAGGGCCUUCUAGGAGAUUUUUCAGGGGCAUGAAGGAGUUUUAGGCUCCUGCUCCUCUCCUUGCACCCCCCACCCAGCUCUUCUGCAGCUCUGAAAAUCCCCAGCGCCCCCGGAGCUGCCUGGGUCAGUCCCGCCAGUCGUUGUGUUAUUUUUUAAUGUUUUGUAUUUAACCUAACAAGAGAACAGACUCUGCUCCUCCCACUCUGUCUGUAGGUACCACAGGCCCUGCCAUGUCUUCCACAGCCCACGGCUCCCUCGGCCCAUCCCUGUGGGCCCCGAUCCCCAGAUGCUCCCUCGAGGCUCCAUCCAGCCCCAGCCUUUCUCCUCCCUCGUGGCUGCGGGGGUUUCCUGGGCUUGGCCCUCUCCCCACCCACCCAGACUAUGCAAAGCUCCAUUGCCUGUUGUUUUAGUCAGGCUUUGUGACUUCUGGCCACGUCCAUUGGCUCCCUGAGUCUCUUUGAUCCAAACUUUGGGGACGCACGACCAAGAGCUGCACUGCCCGGCCUCUCUGUUGUCUCACUUCUGCUCCCUGACUCCAAUCUCCUGAAAAACAGCCCAAAUUUAGACCAAAUUUGAUGCUUCCCAGGGCUUGUCUACAUGGAGAAUCCACCGAAAGAAACUUCACAACAUGGAACCUGCUUGGUACUAACGCCUUCCCUGGGCUCUGAGUGGGCACACGGGGUUAGCACAGAGUAGGGGUGAAGUGUAAAUCCAUGUUGUAGUUACUCUGUAGUAGCUAAUGUGCAAAGCCACAGGCACCUCUGUGAAAAUCCUCCUGUCACCUUUUUGAUUGCUCCUCUUUCAAGUGUUUUUUUUCCUCUAGACAUUCUUUGGAUGCAGGGGGUGAGAAAGCCAAAUCCCCCAGACACGCUGUCAACAUUUUUCCCUCCACUAAAAGGGAUUGCAGGGCCUCACAGCAAGAGCACAUCACUCCAGCACUUUCUCGGGCUCCAUUCCCAUCCACUCCUCUGCCAGCACUCCAUCACAAACUGCUGGCAUCUAAAAUGGACCAAAUCUGCAACUUUUCUUUUGCUAUUUACCUUUUGUGAGUUCAGCAAACAGGGACUGCUGAGCAUUUCUGGGUGGGAGCUCCCUCCUCCAUCCUCUGCCCAGGCACUGCAUCUUUUCCUCCUGAGCCCUUCAGAGACCCUCCCUUGGAUGUUCAAACUUUCAU